GCGGGAACACACGAAUUGCGGACCACUCGGAAUAUGCACAUCAUGAUAAGAUGACAUGAGAUAUGUUUCGGGAAACUCAUUUUCUGUCAUGGCCUUUCAUCUAAAUAUGCGGGAAAUAGUCAAAUUCCUCCUUCAAACUGCUAUUGUCAUCUCAGCGUUUGAAACCGUUCGGACCCAAGUUUCGUGUGCCAGCCGUCGGUGUAAAACACAACUCCAAAACGGUGAGUCACAAGAGGUCAGUUUCCCAGGGAGCUUUGAAUCCGUGAUCGGCACCCUCGAUGAGGUACGAUGGACGAUUACGGCAUCAAACCAACAAAAGCGAAUCGCCUUCGUCAUCGAGGAAAUCAACUGGCCGAAGACCGACCUCAAAUUCGAAGACCAGAAUCCGAACCAGGUUGCGAUCCGGCACGAAGGAAAUGUUUUUCCGAUCUUUCCCGAAUACAACACUCAGGUGAUCAAAUCGGGGAUCUUCCUCUCCGGAACGCACUCGAUGAGGAUGGAAAUGGAUAUGCCGAUUAUUGCCGAGCUCCCGAGUAUACCCUCGUUCAGAAUGAAGUUUACAGCAUGCACAGUCCAAGAGAUAUUCCGUUGCAAACUAAGUACUACAUCCUGUGAUAUGGAAUCUACUUCACACUGGAAACGAAAAUCAGACGGUUACGUUUACAAGGGCAGCACGACCACCGAUGAGGGCGCGCUCACAGUUCACUUACCCAAAGGAACCAAGCUUGCGGGGAAAGGAUACGCUUCCUUCGGUUACGUGUUCGACUACCAGGGCAUCAUGGGUACCAGCGGGGGCCAGUCCAAGGAUGAGGAGGGGAGGGUCACCGUCGAGUGCCCAGGAAGAAAAAAUUUCGGGAUUUCGGAAGAUGGGGUGACCCAGUUGGUCGUUGACUGCAACGUCGAUGACUUGUCGAUAACAUUCACAGCCCACGGGAGCUUACGGCUCGUUAUCACUGACGUCGACUUACACGAUGCCAAGAUCUCCAUGGGCAUCGGUGAUCCAGAGCCAUCUUCAGAUUCAUCAGUGCUUCCUGUCAUUGCUGGAAUCUCCGUCUUCAUUGGUCUGGUGGUGGUCUCCGUUCUAAUGAUUGCUAUCUUCCGCCGAAAGAGGUCACAAGACGCAGAAAAGUCACAGGAAAGAAAUUCUAAGCAAACGCUCGACAAAGGCCAUGAUAACACUGGAUUUCAACUCGGGAACGUCAGAACCAUUGAAGAUCCUGAUGAAGGUACUUAUCACUACCCGAGCUUCCCUCUUAGUCCUCCCCCGAAGGAUGGAGACACCAUCUAUCAAGAGAUCGAAAAGAAAGACAAGAAGGGUCAUUCGCCAUCUCCAAACGCCAAAGACAACCGCGAAGUCGGGAAAAAUGCCUACGACCUUCUCGAACUACCUAAAGACGGAAGUCUCGAUUCCAACAAGAAGGUGUCCCGAUCUACGGAGAAGUUGCCGGUACCAAGUUCCCCAAUGUUGUCCAGGUGUAAGAACCGAGGCAUGGGAUACGAGAACUUAGAUGGCACCAACGAGCCAACGUCCAGCAAAGACACAGCGCCACCUUUCGCGGAGGACAAGGGCGUCUCUGAAAAGGAGACCCAGCGACCGAAACCGUCUCCAGGCGAGUGUGAAUAUCUGGAGAUCCUAUCGUCAGAAGAGAUCGAGUCCUUAAAACUGCAGGACAAGAAUGGACAACCUGUCCUGGCUCACCAGGAUCUCUAUCAGCAUCUCAAGCGUCAGGAUAUUCCAUUCAACGCAUCGAGACAGGGUCAGGCAGCAAGAGACGUGUCCUCUGAAGGUCCGGAUGUCAGCGAGGAGAACUAUGGAAAGCUUGACAUUGCCAUAGACAACCAUCCUGCACCUCCUGACUACUUUGUUAUCGAGGCAAAUACUGAUUGUUAACAUGGUUUAGGGGCAAACCUCUGGUAACAUGUUGAUCAAAGGCUGAUUUACGGCUAGGCUCUGUAAAAGACGUUUUAACGUUAUUUUCUUUUUUUUCAUUUGAAAACUAUUGACCGUUUAACAAUUAAACUGUUAUAUUCAUAAGAUAUAUUAGAAUCAGGUUGGACGACCAUAAAAGU
Lytechinus variegatus (green sea urchin) is the source of this 2070-nucleotide messenger RNA. RefSeq lists its product as uncharacterized. The transcript is spliced from 7 exons. The record is from RefSeq and is a predicted model, not a curated record. NCBI's taxonomy places the organism in Eukaryota, Metazoa, Echinodermata, Echinoidea, Temnopleuroida, Toxopneustidae. Bases 56 to 1891 code for a protein of 611 amino acids.